Messenger RNA from Neopsephotus bourkii (Bourke's parrot), 654 nucleotides. RefSeq names its product prolactin (gene PRL). The record is from RefSeq and is a predicted model, not a curated record. Lineage: Eukaryota; Metazoa; Chordata; Aves; Psittaciformes; Psittacidae. Gene Ontology annotation, cellular component: extracellular region. The transcript has 4 exons. Gene Ontology annotation, molecular function: hormone activity. The coding region runs from base 25 to 654 and encodes 209 amino acids. Gene Ontology annotation, biological process: response to nutrient levels; positive regulation of cell population proliferation; positive regulation of receptor signaling pathway via JAK-STAT.
CUGGCAGCCCUUCUGGUGUCCAACAUGCUCCUGACAAAAGAAGGAGUGACUUCCUUACCAAUCUGCCCCAAUGGAUCUGUCAAUUGCCAAGUUUCCCUCGAGGAACUUUUUGACCGAGCAGUUAAACUCUCACACUACAUACAUUUCCUCUCUUCAGAAAUGUUCAAUGAAUUUGAUGAACGCUAUGCUCAGGGCAGAGGUUUUAUUACAAAAGCUGUUAAUGGCUGCCACACUUCCUCCUUAACCACCCCUGAAGAUAAGGAGCAGGCUCAGCAGAUUCAUCAUGAAGACCUGCUGAAUUUAAUACUGGGAGUGCUGCGCUCCUGGAAUGAUCCCCUGAUCCAUCUGGCCUCUGAAGUACAAAGAAUCAAAGAAGCUCCAGAUACUAUCCUCUGGAAGGCUGUAGAGAUUGAAGAGCAAAACAAGCGGCUUCUAGAAGGAAUGGAGAAAAUAGUAGGGAGGGUUCAUUCUGGUGAGAUUGGAAAUGAAAUUUACUCUCCAUGGGAAGGCCUUCCUUCUCUGCAACUCGAUGAUGAGGACUCCAGACUCUUUGCCUUUUACAACCUGUUGCAUUGCCUCCGCCGAGAUUCCCACAAAAUCGACAACUAUCUCAAAGUUCUGAAGUGCCGCCUAAUCCAUGAUAGCAAUUGUUAA